AUGGCACCGUCUAUUAUUGCCGAAUCCCCCACCACAGAGGUCGUCGUCCCUAUCAAGGCCGAUUCUGGAAAGAACGAGACAAAGCCCAAAGUGAGAAGAAUCAUUGAUGAGGAAGGUGGGAAAACCACUGCUAGUUAUCCAAACUACCUGCCUACUUGGGAUCAAGAUGAGAAAUACCCUCCUCUCGAACCCUUCACUCAUGUUGAACACGGGAAGGAUGCCGAUCCCUCCUUCAAAGACCUGCUGGUGGAGGGCUCCAAGAUCCAAAAACUCACUCCCACCAUCGGAUCCGAAGUUACAGGUGUCCAGCUGAGCAAACUCACUCCGGCCGGGAAGGAUCAGCUGGCUCUCCUUGUCGCCCAACGAAAGGUCGUUGCCUUUAGAGACCAAGACCUCGCCGAUUUGUCGAUCCAAGAGGCCCUCGACUUUGGAGGCUACUUUGGUCGGCAUCAUAUCCACCCCACGAGCGGAUCUCCAGAGGGUUACCCUGAAAUUCACCUUGUUCACCGGAACAAUAAUGCGUGGGAACAUGAUGAGUAUCUUGCAGCAAAGAAUAGCAGCGUUUCAUGGCAUUCAGAUGUUACAUAUGAGCAACAGCCUCCUGGUACUACGUUCUUGUACCUGCUUGACGGUCCGGAAGUCGGCGGUGAUACUGCUUUUGUGAACCAAGUUGAGGCUUACAGGCGUCUUUCACCAGCAAUCAAGGAGAGACUACAUGGCCUUAAGGCCGUGCAUUCUGGAUUUGAACAGGCUGAGUUUAGCUUGAAGCGUGGAGGAGUUGUGAGACGCGAGCCAAUAAAGAGCGAGCAUCCUAUUGUUAGGACCCAUCCGGUGACUGGCGAGAAAGCGCUCUUCGUCAACGGUGGCUUCACUCGCAGCAUUGUGGGACUCAAAAAAGAGGAGAGCGAUGCCCUUCUGGGCUUUUUGCUGGCUCAUGUCGGUCGCGGCAUUGAUUAUCAGGCCCGUGUUCGAUAUGCUCCCGGAACUGUUGUUGUUUGGGAUAAUCGUGUCACCGCCCACUCUGCGAUUGUGGACUGGACUACUGGUGAGCGUCGUCAUUUGGCACGCAUUACCCCACAGGCAGAGCGCCCUUACGAAACGCCGUAUGUUCCAGAGGAAGAUAAGGAGCAUGAAGCUAAAGCAUGA
Messenger RNA from Penicillium lagena, 1146 nucleotides. RefSeq names its product TauD/TfdA dioxygenase family protein. Lineage: Eukaryota; Fungi; Ascomycota; Eurotiomycetes; Eurotiales; Aspergillaceae. Gene Ontology annotation, cellular component: cytoplasm. The coding region runs from base 1 to 1146 and encodes 381 amino acids. Gene Ontology annotation, molecular function: 2-oxoglutarate-dependent dioxygenase activity. The transcript has 4 exons. The record is from RefSeq and is a predicted model, not a curated record.